Sycon ciliatum is the source of this 2594-nucleotide messenger RNA. Its product is annotated as tyrosinase-like. Bases 62 to 1804 code for a protein of 580 amino acids. The transcript has 2 exons. Gene Ontology annotation, molecular function: oxidoreductase activity. The record is from RefSeq and is a predicted model, not a curated record. NCBI's taxonomy places the organism in Eukaryota, Metazoa, Porifera, Calcarea, Leucosolenida, Sycettidae.
UACUAGUACAUUGGUAGUGUAUGUUUGUAUUAUUAGACGACCCAUACUGGCCAUAGUUGUAAUGGCGAACAGCGCAGCUUUCGUGCUGUCUAUGCUCGCAGUGCAGUCAUUCGUUUCCAAUCACUUCGUCCUAUCACAGUUCCCUGUUGAAUGUCUAGACGACACCAGCCUCGCCAACAGAAAGUGCUGUCCAACCGUUAGCAUAGGAGGUGCUAAUCACGACUGCGGCGGACCCGGCCGUGGAUCCUGCAAGAGCAUUCCGGACUCACAUUGCCACACAGAAACCUCCUCUGACCCCGAGGAUAUUAUCCUGGCCUAUCUAAAGAAUACGACAUACGAACCGUCUCGCUACCCCUGGCCUAACCGAGUGUUCACGCAAGUAUGUGAGUGCGAAGGAAAUUGGGCAGGCUAUAACUGUGACGAAUGUAAGUUUGGGUACGUGAGAACGCCAAUGGGACAGGGCGGUGUUGCGCAAUGUGUGAAACGCCAGACACCCCUAGUGCGGAGAAACUUUCUCACCCUGAGUCCUUCAGAGCGCGAUCAGGUGCAGAAAGUCGUUGCUGCCUCUCGAAAUAGAACGGGGGCUGGUAAGAGUCGCUUUGGCGUGCUAGUGGAUGAAAGUCACUUUCCUCGCACCCCAGGCACCAGUAGUCCAUCACAACUCACCAGCGCUGAUUUCAAGACGGAUAUCUCUACAUACGAGUUCAUGGCAUGGAUACACUACUUCGCGGCCAAGGACAGCAGCAGGCCCCCACCAGCAGGCUGGCCAAACGUUACCGUUGACUUUGCCCAUGAAGCCCCCACUUUCCUUGUGUGGCAUCGGUUGUACAUGCUGCUGUUCGAGACUGAGUUACAGAUGGUGUCUGGAAACUCAUCAUUUGCCCUUCCUUACUGGGACUGGUUGGACAAUAGUACCCGAUCCACCUUGCUCACAGAGAACAAGUUUGGCAAUACAUCAGCCCCGACCGGAGUACUGGCAGAUUUCACCAUUACCUGCCGAUCCGCUGCAUUCUCGCCUGACAGGCCACGACGCGGAAGUUUGUGCACACGCGCAGAGUUUGAUUCCACAGUAAAGGUAUCCAGGGACUUUGGCCAGUUUCAUGACGAGACACAAUUCCUUCCCAGCAAUCGAGAUAUCUGGGACGCACUGCACACCACAGACAGAUACGAUAUGGAACACUAUAAUGCAAGUGCGACUGGAUACAACAGCUAUCGCGAGGCUUUGGAGGGUUUCACUCCAUUCCCAGGAAAGACGUACUGCCAAAAGCCAGACAGGGACACUGUUCACGAAAUUCACAACGCCGUACACAUCUAUACCGGUGGAACAAUGGCCAACGUAGCAGCUUCAACAAACGACCCAAUCUUUUGGCUUCAUCACUGUAUGGUGGACAGAGUGUUUGAGAUCUUCAUCAAGAGGAACGGUGAGACAUACACACCGACAGUGGGUGCACCACCAGGUCACAAUGCUGAUGACUGUAUGGUGCCGUUCUAUCCCCUGCAUCGUAACAAGGACUACUUGAAACUGUCAACGGAGUUCGGCUACCAGUAUGACAGUCUGCCCGAAUACACACAAGAACCUGUCCGACAUGAUCGCAGCCAAUGCGCAGCCAAUCUGCCCACAGAGGAACCUAGACCGAUCGCCACUCAACCGACUGCACCCGCACCUGGUCCUGUCAGUGACACCACGCAGGUCCCCGUCCAGACACCGUCAUCGGCCCACAGAGCCACAUUGGAUGUUUCGUUGGUGGCAUACAGUGUUCUGGUCGCCAUGUACAGUUCCACUGUGGUCCUAGCCUGCUUCUAAGCGCUAAGUGUGUGCAAGAGAAAAUGUUUCGAGGAAGAAGACACGGCUAUGUAGUGAGUGAAGACCUACUGAUGUCUGAUUGGAAAACUGCGCAACUGUAGUACAGUAGGAGGAUCUGCUGCUUUGCUUUCUGCUGGCAGCACAACCCUCAAGUAUGACUGAAACACACCCAACCGGGCAUACUCAGUCCAACCCACCAAUGUAGCUAGUAACGUUAUCUUGAAACCCUCUUGCUCCUGCUUUUCCACACUUCGCCUUGUUGCUGUUUUUGAAAGCUCAGAGUCAUAGCCAGAUAAUAUUUUUAGUUUUUUCUGCCAUUUCUGUCACGAUAAUAUGUGUUUAGGCUACUUAGUGCAUGCACAAUACGCAUCCAGUAUGUCACCAGUGCCAAUGCAAUCAUGUAGCUACGCAUACUCAUAGGUCAAAUUUAGAAAUCUUCUGUGGACAUUAUCUGGUAACAUUGGAAUCUCGUCUUUGGCCAAUUUUUCUUACAACUUCUGCAUCACACAAUGGUACUCAUGAACCGAGCAGUAACGUUUGACACUUGAAAUGUAUGCAUCCAGUAUGCCAGCAUGACCCCACGACUAUGUGUUGAUAAUUAAUUGACUGGCAAAACAGGUACAUGUACUUGUUUUUCCUAUAUUCCUUGUCACUUAACUACUUGUGAUCCUAUAUUUUAUGAAUUUAAAACAUUCAAUCCGAGGACAGAACUGUUUCGUCCUUUUUGGACUCGUGAAUUUAAAACAUAAUAUCCAUGAAUGUAGCAAAUGGGAAAAAAAGUUAAUCAGCA